Molecule: messenger RNA, 450 nt
Organism: Fusarium venenatum
Lineage: Eukaryota; Fungi; Ascomycota; Sordariomycetes; Hypocreales; Nectriaceae
Product: 60S ribosomal protein uL15
Biological process (GO): translation
Cellular component (GO): ribosome; cytosolic large ribosomal subunit
Molecular function (GO): structural constituent of ribosome
Source: RefSeq, a predicted model, not a curated record
AUGCCUACCCGUUUGUCGAAGACCCGCAAGCACCGCGGCCACGUUUCCGCCGGUAAGGGACGUGUCGGAAAGCACCGCAAGCAUCCCGGUGGUCGUGGUCUUGCUGGUGGUCAGCACCACCACCGUACCAACAUGGACAAGUACCAUCCCGGUUACUUCGGUAAGGUUGGUAUGCGAUACUUCCACAAGCAGCAAGCCCACUUCUGGAAGCCCAUCAUCAACCUCGACAAGCUCUGGUCUCUCGUUCCCCAGGAGACCCGUGACGCCUACGUCAAGGGUGAGAAGAAGGACACCGUCCCCGUCCUCGACCUCCUCCCUCUUGGUUACUCCAAGGUCCUCGGAAAGGGCCGUCUCCCUGAGAUCCCUCUGGUCGUCCGCGCCCGCUGGGUCAGCCGCCUUGCUGAGGAGAAGAUCAAGCAGGCCGGUGGUGUCGUUGAGCUCGUCGCUUAA